CCUGUUUGAAUAGUUUGUGAUAGUUGGAACGCAGCCGCGGUGGGUCUCAGCAGCUCCCUGUCUCCACAGCGCCUGUAGCUCUCCGUUCUAGAUAAACAACUGCUAAACAAAGUUUUAUAGUUGAGUUAUUCUCUGUCAGUGAGGAGGAAACACACAGGAGUUAGCGACAUGCCUGCUGUUUCUAAAGGAGAUGGGAUGCGCGGGUUGGCUGUCUUCAUAUCCGAUAUCAGAAACUGUAAAAGUAAAGAGGCAGAGAUUAAGAGGAUAAACAAAGAACUGGCCAACAUCCGCUCCAAGUUUAAAGGAGACAAAACUUUGGAUGGCUACAGUAAAAAGAAAUAUGUCUGCAAACUGCUCUUCAUCUUCCUUUUGGGCCAUGAUAUCGACUUUGGACACAUGGAGGCGGUCAACCUGCUCAGCUCCAACAAAUACACGGAGAAGCAAAUCGGUUACCUGUUCAUCUCGGUGCUGGUAAACUGUAACAGUGACCUGAUUCGUCUGAUCAACAACGCCAUCAGGAAUGACCUCGCCAGCCGCAACCCCACCUUCAUGAACCUGGCUCUGCACUGCAUCGCUAAUGUGGGGAGCAGGGAGAUGGCGGAGGCGUUUGCUUCUGAAAUUCCCAGGAUCCUGGUGGCGGGGGACACGGUGGACAGCGUGAAGCAGAGUGCAGCGCUGUGUCUGCUACGACUCAACAAGACGUCUCCAGACCUGCUGCCGAUGGGUGAAUGGACCAUGCGAGUGGUUCAUCUACUGAACGAUCAGCACCUGGGAGUCGUUACAGCAGCCACCAGCCUCAUCACCACUCUGGCUCAGAAGAGCCCUGAUGACUUUAAAACAUCCCUGUCACUGGCUAUGACCAGGCUCAGCAGGAUUGUGACCUCUGCAUCCAUCGACCUGCAGGACUACACAUACUACUUUGUUGCUGCUCCCUGGUUGUCUGUGAAGCUGCUGCGGCUACUGCAGUGCUACCCUCCACCUGAGGACGCCUCGCUGCGUAGCCGUCUGACCGAAUGUCUGGAGACCAUCCUAAGUAAAGCUCAGGAGCCGUCCAAGUCCAAGAAGGUCCAGCACUCCAACGCUAAAAAUGCUGUUCUGUUUGAAGCCAUCUCCCUCAUCAUCCACCAUGACAGUGAACCCACGCUGCUGGUGCGAGCGUGCAACCAGCUCGGCCAGUUUCUGCAGCACAGAGAAACCAACCUCCGCUAUUUGGCUCUGGAGAGCAUGUGCACGCUGGCCAGCUCCGAGUUUUCUCACGAAGCUGUAAAGACUCACAUCGAAACCGUCAUCAAUGCCCUGAAGACUGAGAGAGAUGUGAGUGUUCGCCAACGUGCCGUGGACCUGCUCUACGCCAUGUGUGACCGCAGCAAUGCUAAGCAGAUUGUCACAGAGAUGCUGAGCUACCUGGAGACAGCAGACUAUGCUAUCAGAGAGGAGAUCGUGCUCAAGGUGGCCAUCCUAGCUGAAAAGUACGCAGUGGACUACACCUGGUACGUGGACACCAUCCUUAACCUCAUACGCAUCGCUGGAGACUACGUCAGUGAGGAGGUGUGGUAUCGUGUCAUCCAGAUAGUCAUUAAUCGAGAUGAUGUCCAAGGCUAUGCUGCCAAGACUGUUUUUGAGGCUCUUCAGGCUCCAGCAUGCCAUGAAAACCUGGUGAAGGUGGGAGGCUACAUUCUCGGAGAGUUUGGAAACCUUAUUGCUGGUGAUCCACGCUCCAGCCCCCUGGUCCAGUUCAACCUCCUACACUCUAAGUUCCACCUGUGUUCUGUGCCGACUCGGGCCCUGCUGCUGUCAGCAUACAUCAAGUUCAUUAACUUGUUCCCAGAGGUGAAAGGCACCAUCCAGGAUGUGCUGCGCUCUGACAGCCAGCUGCGUAAUGCAGAUGUGGAGCUUCAGCAGAGAGCUGUGGAGUACCUGAGGCUCAGCUAUAUCGCCAGCACCGACAUACUGGCAACUGUUUUAGAGGAAAUGCCUCCUUUCCCCGAAAGAGAAUCUUCAAUCCUGGCCAAGCUCAAGAAAAAGAAGGGUUCUAGUAAACUUCCAGACUUGGAUGAUUCACGACGAAACGUCAACGGCAGCGCCGAACACACUGACGACACAGAGGCUUCAAGCAAGGGUCCUGCUCAUAGUUUCACUGAGACACUGAACCUAAACUCCACUUCCUCAUCAAGAUCCAGCCUGCUAGUAGAUGUAUUUUCUGACAUCUCUACGUCUGCAUCCACAGAAGUUUCAGAAGAACAUUUUUCCAGGUUUGUGUGUAAGAGCAACGGAGUGAUCUAUGAGAACCAGCUUCUGCAGAUUGGACUCAAAUCGGAGUACCGUCAGAACCUUGGUCGUGUGUACGUGUUCUACGGCAACAAGACAUCCACUCAGUUCCUUAGUUUCUCUUCAUCAGUGACCACUAAUGACGUCCUCGGCUCUCAGUUGAACGUCCACACCAAGACUGUAGACCAGUUAAUAGAGGGUGGUGCUCAGGUCCAGCAGAUCCUAAAUAUCGAAUGUGUGUCUGAUUUCUCUGAUGCGCCUGUUCUCAACAUUCAGUUCAGGUACGGUGGAACAUUGCAGAGCAUCGCAGUGAAACUUCCCGUGAUGCUGAACAAGUUCUUCCAGCCCACAGAGAUGACAUCCCAGGAUUUCUUCCAACGCUGGAAACAGCUUGGAGCUCCUCAGCAGGAGGUGCAGAACAUCUUCAAAGCCAAACACCAAAUGGAUACUGAUGUUACCAAAGCAAAGCUGCUGGGCUUUGGUGUGGCUCUGUUGGACAGAGUGGAUCCCAAUCCUGCUAACUUUGUUGGAGCCGGCAUCAUUCACACCAAGUCCACUCAGGUGGGCUGUCUCCUCAGGCUGGAGCCAAAUGCACAAGCUCAGAUGUACCGUCUAACCCUCAGAACCAGCAAGGACUCUGUGUCUCGGCGACUCUCUGAGCUGCUUUCAGAACAGUUUUAGACUCAACAAAUGCCUAAAAACCUUCUCCGUUGGAUCAGAAAUGUUGUUCUGUACAUCAUGUCACCUGCUUCACACUCGAGUGGAUUGUAAUGUACUUUUGCACAUCUAUUUAACAAGAUGCCAGGCCCCUUAUGGCACUUGCACAUUAGGGUUGGUGCAGUCGGGGGAGGAUUGCAUCAUUUCGGUCUCACACGGGCAGUGUGGUGUUCACAUGUAGUUCCAAAGGAGUUCUCAGGAAUGCGGGAAUCCCAGAGCAUGUGGGUGUGCAGGAAAGUCUGUAGUACCCUUGUUAAGACAACAAAGGCGGGUGUGAGUUGUGUUGCUUUUGGAGACUCUGAACCACAUUAUUUUAUUAAUUUGCUCCCUCUUCUCUCACUGUUGUGUGUGUACUCAAACUCCUCACACACACACACACACACACACACACACACACACACACUGCUCUCUUUACUUAACAGCUUCCAGCGUAAAAAUGAAUUGUGCAUGGAACCCUCCUGGCUUAUUCUACUCGCCAAUCAGAGGCAGUUGGUGUGAAUUUCAGCCGGCCAAUCGGUCCGUAGUGUCACCUCAGUCCCAGUCGGACCUCUGAGGAAGAGAUCUGAACAAAAGAGUCACCUCGGAACAGAAAAUGCAUAUCUGACCCACGCGUGAAACCAAAUCCCAGUCCCGAACCUGACCAUACCCACCCAGAUUUAGGUUCUGCUGAAAGCCCUCUAGGCUCUGGUGCAGACCCUUCAGCUUCUACAGUUGUGACAUUCGUGAACGAACCGAUUUUUUUGAACGGCUCAUAAACAUGAAUGAUGGGAGCCGGGUCGCGGCUGGGGGGGGGGGGGGGGGGGGGGCUGUUCUUUCUGUCGUUUUUUUUCCCUAUGCGUGUUUCACACAGAUCCACAUAAAUUAGCUCCUCCACGAGACAGAACCGUUAUAGGGGGUAGUGACGUGAUGUUCACGAAGGAAACGGUAGAGCACACCCGCUCAAACCCCACCCGCUGUGACGGGCGCAGGAGGAACGCUGCACCCUCACGUUGCUCUUAAUCGAUCACACGGCUGUUACAUAAUUAUCUUGCACUUGUUGGGUGAAAAAGUAGAACACAACUUUCUUGUCAGAAGUUGUGGAAGAUCAGCUCGCUCAAACACAUACAUAUAUAUUUAUAGAUGAGAUUUCCACGCUGUGGUUUUGUUUAAACUGUGGGUGUUUGGGUUACGCUUCUGUUCUUAGGGUUAGGUGUUUCCUGUUUCCAGUCACACCUAAAGCGUAAAUAUGUUACUGCCGUAACUUUUAUCAGGUUUCUGUCCUGAAUAAAGCUCUUCCAACAUUUGUGCCAGAA
This is a messenger RNA of Nothobranchius furzeri (turquoise killifish), 4277 nucleotides long. Its product is annotated as AP-2 complex subunit alpha-2. Gene Ontology annotation, molecular function: clathrin-cargo adaptor activity. Gene Ontology annotation, biological process: intracellular protein transport; clathrin-dependent endocytosis. NCBI's taxonomy places the organism in Eukaryota, Metazoa, Chordata, Actinopteri, Cyprinodontiformes, Nothobranchiidae. Gene Ontology annotation, cellular component: AP-2 adaptor complex; membrane coat. The record is from RefSeq and is a predicted model, not a curated record.